AUGCCCCCUCGUCACAUUGACAACAAUCUCCGUUACAUCGGUGGCCUCACACGUGUUCUCGCUGCCGAUGCCUUCAUUUCCUUUGUAGGUGUUAAUUGCCGGACGAAGGUGUUCAACGAUUGUGAGAAGAACGAAGAUGAUGAAGAUUUCUCUUUCACAUGCACCAACCCCAAUGGAUCCCCGAUUUCCACCGACGAUAUAUUCCAAAAUGCCCAAAUUCGUUUGGUGUUCCCGAUUUUCAACAGGGAUCUCCUGUUCGUCGAUGUCAACGAAGACGAUUCUUCCAGAGCCAAAGGGGUUGCCGCUUCGUCUUCUUCUCUGCGACCGCCAUUGAAGAAGCUCUUCUUUGAAGAGCGGGAUACGCUGACCUCGGCAAUGUCAUUUUACAACUCAGGAGGUGGACUUGGGUCCUAA
Molecule: messenger RNA, 414 nt
Organism: Prunus armeniaca (apricot)
Lineage: Eukaryota; Viridiplantae; Streptophyta; Magnoliopsida; Rosales; Rosaceae
Source: the annotation of a GenBank genome assembly